This is a messenger RNA of Synchiropus splendidus (mandarinfish), 4330 nucleotides long. RefSeq names its product TATA element modulatory factor 1 (gene tmf1). Gene Ontology annotation, cellular component: Golgi apparatus; endoplasmic reticulum. The record is from RefSeq and is a predicted model, not a curated record. The transcript is spliced from 17 exons. The coding region runs from base 481 to 3915 and encodes 1144 amino acids. NCBI's taxonomy places the organism in Eukaryota, Metazoa, Chordata, Actinopteri, Syngnathiformes, Callionymidae.
GCUCGAGUAUGGUCGUCAGAAAAUGCACGCCCUGUGUGACGUCACGCUGCUACGUGGAAAGGAAGCAGCAAUGCUAAUGCUAACUGGCUACAAGUUGAGAGCGACCAAAACAAACGAUGACGCCUCCAACAAGUGAAGGGGAAAGUCGCCUUUGACAACGGGUAUCGUUCGACUAGAUGAUGAUGGACGUUUGGCGAAUCUAAGCCGAAGAUUCCUACUCAUUUCUCGAGUUAAAUCGUCAACAUUAGGUGGUGUUUGAGCGAGCUGUAACUGUACCCAGGAUUUCCCUGUACAUUAGCUUCUGCCAGCAGGGCGUCUGUGGAUCCAACUUUCCUCUUUAUUUUGGCUCAUGGAUUUAUACCGAAACAUGUAGACGCUUUUAUUCUGAGAACGCAGUGAAUUCUGUGUCCUUCGCAAUUUUCCAGGUCUUUCUGACAGGUCUUGAAUUUGCAGCUAGCCUAGCUCGAUUUAAAAGCCAAGAUGAGUUGGUUCAACGCCUCUCACCUGUCGACCUUCGCCAAACAAGCGUUGACAACAGCUCAGAAGUCCAUCGAUCGAGUUCUGGAUAUCAAAGAAGAGGACCAAUGGGGGGAUAUUACGAUUAAACCCUAUGAUGACGUGACGUUGCCAGGAAAACUGUCUUUAAGUGGAGGGUGGGGAAUGACGCAGUGGGAAUCACCUCCAGAAGAAGAGCCUGUCACUCCUCCCGCCUCCUCUGAGGCCAUCACUACUCCUGUUACCCGCACUGUUGUGGACGAGUCCGAGAACUUCUUUAGUGCCUUUCUAUCCCCCGGGGAUGAGCAAAGUGCUCCCAGAGAUCCAGUGGUGUCUGUACCGCCAACUAAAUCUCAGACACGACCCCAGAAGAAGGAAAAGAAAACCAGGCAGCCACAAAUUCAGAGUGAACUGCAGGUGACAGAAGAAUAUGAGAACAAGACUGAUGACAUGAUUGACAACCCACCAGGCGAGUCGGAGAUUUCCCAUGGUUACCCUGACACAAUUAUCCUCCAGCCAGUUUGUCCUGUUGCGACUGCUGCUGAGCUGCCUGAAAGUGACAGUCCAAGCAGAGCAAGGCCAGAUGCUGUACCUGGGGAUUCUGUGGACGCCAAGAUCGCAGAAGAGCAAUCAGCAGUCCAGCAUGAAGCCCAGCAACAUCCACCUAGUUCUUCUGGACCCUCUUCCGUUUCUCUGGAGCCUAAAGGCUACAGUCGUCAGAGUGAAUCGGCUGCUCAAUCUGCUAAAGAAACACUUUUGGAUCAAAAAGACUCAAAGUCAGAAGACCGGCAAAGUGACACACCGUCCCCACCUGUCAGCGCAUUCUCCUCAGGAACGUCUACAACCAGUGACAUCGAAGUGCUAGACCACGAGAGUGUGAUGAGUGAGAGUUCAGCAAGCUCCAGACAAGAGACUGGGGAGGGAAAGGGUGGUCUGCACCUGAUGCAAGGCUCGUUCCAGCUCCUAUCCGCCUCCACCUGCGGAGAUUUCCCUCGCCUGGAGGAUUACACCAAACUCACAGAGAGCUGUGGAUCCUCAUCGGACGCCUUUGAGCGCAUUGAUUCCUUUAGUGUGCAGUCGCUGGACAGCCGGAGUGUUAGUGAGAUUAACUCGGACGAUGAAAUCCCCACCAGUAGGACGUUGGCAUCCGUCACCUCUGCGUCUGCCUCCAUGACAGUGGUGUCACCAGCUGUGUGUCCCAAGCAUGACAAUCCACCGGAGGGAAAAGUAAUUGAGCAAGACGAGGAAGAAGACUUUCCGGAGAGCGUGAGGCAGCAGUCACUGGAUGAGAUGGAGGAGAGUGGACGCAGUGCUACACCUGUGAACAGUGAGCAGCCUGAAGUGUUGUUGGAGCAGGACUCUAACUCGACCUCGUCACUACUUGAUUCCACUUUGAAAGCAGAUGAGCUUCCCGUCCCCCCGAUAACAGAAGAGAUGAAAAGUGUUUCGACAGUUCAGAUCCUGGAACUUCAGAAGAUUAUCGAUGAGCUGACGGGACGUCUGGAAAAGAGAGAGUCUCAGCUCCUGGCAGUGAGCAAAGACAAGGCCCAACUGGAGGAGACGUGUGACAAUCUGAAAGAUGAAGUGAUCAGCCUGAAAGAGGAGAGCUCCACAGUUCAGUCACUGAAGGAUGAGUUCACGCAGCGAAUCGCAGAGACGGAGAGAAAGGCUCAACUGGCCUGCAAAGAACGUGACAUUGCCAAAAAGGAGAUCAGAGGCCUGAGAGAAGAACUGGCCUCAAGACUGAACUCCAUGGAUACCAUGGAGCUCAUCAGGGAGAAGGAGGAGCAGAUCAGAGGCCUGCUGGAAGAAGGCGAGAAGUUGUCCAAGCAGCAGCUACAGCACAGCAACAUCAUCAAGAAACUUCGUGUAAAGGAGAAGGAAAGUGACACGAAGUUGAUCAAGCAGCACAAGAAAAUGAAGGAGCUGGAGGACGAGCUGAAACACCUGCAGCAGGUUCUCGAUGGGAAGGAGGAGCUGGAGAAACAGCACAGAGAGAAUAUCAAGAAGUUGAACGCUGUGGUCGAAAAGCAGGAGAAGGAGGUACGAGGGCUGCAGGCAGAUGCUGAGGAGCUGCAGGAGAAGAACCGAAGUGUCCAGGCCGCAUUAGACAACUCUUACAGGGAGCUGGCAGAGCUGCACAAAGUAAAUGCCAGCAGAGCCAGUGAGGUGGAGGAGGUCGCUCUGAGCCGAGAGACGCAGGCCAAGGAGCAGCUGAGUCUGGCUCUGGAGAAGGCCCAGGAGGAGGCCCGGAUGCAGCAGGAGGCCCUGGCCAAUCAGGUGGCUGACCUGAGGAUGGCGCUGCAGAGGGCUGAGCAGCAGCAGGCUCGGAAAGAAGAUUAUUUACGAGAGGAGAUUGGCGAGCUGCAACAGAGGCUGCAGGAGGCAGAGACCAGGAACCAGGAGCUCAGUCAGAGCGUGACCUCUGCAACAAGACCGCUACUGCGCCAAAUAGAGAACUUACAGGCUUCGCUGGGUGGACAAACAGCAUCAUGGGAAAAACUGGAGAAGAACAUCUCAGAUAGGCUCACUGAUGCCCAGACUCAGCUGGCUGUUGCAGUAGAGAAGGAGCGCUCAGCCAGUGAGGAGCUUCUGUCAAUGAAAUCCCAGCUGGCCGCUCUGGACUCCCAGAAUUCCCUGCUUCGUCAGGAGAAGGCAAGACUAAUGGCGGGUUUUGAGACUGAGAAGAGCAAGAGGGAAAAGGUUGAAGAUGAGAUUUCCAGAGAGCGUGUGGAAUUGGAAAACCUUCGUGGAGACCAUAGCCGGAUGCUUGAAGAAGCAAAGAAAGAAAAGCUGCUUCUCACUAAUCAACUGGAGAUGGAGAAGAUGAAGGUGGAGCAAGAGAAAAAGAAAUGCUAUCUGGCACAGGAGGCAUUGAAAGAGAAGGAGCGGAAGAUGACAACUCUUGAGCCUCCAGCUUCGUCGACACCAACCCUGUCCCGCUCCAGCUCUAUCAGCGGGGUGGACAAUGCUGGUCUUCACACCUCCAUCUACUCACAGGAUGACAUGUUAGACCAGUCACUUGGUGGCAUGUCCGUGUCCAUGAGCAGCACCAACCUGUACGAGGCCGCCCGGCUCUCUGGAGGCUCCAGCAUUAUCGAGAACCUCCAGUCUCAACUGAAGCUGAGAGAAGGAGAGAUCGUUCAGCUGCAGCUCGAGAUCUCCAUUCUGGAGAGAAGUCGGUCGGUGAUGUCAGAGGAGCUGGUGAGACUCACCAAUCAGAAUGAUGACAUGGAGGAGAAAGUGAAGGAGAUCCCUAAGUUGAAAGUUCAGCUGAAGGACCUGGAGCAGAGACACAACACCAUCCUACAAAUGUACGGGGAGAAGGCAGAGGAGGCUGAGGAGCUGAGGCUGGACCUCGAGGACGUGAAAAACAUGUACAAAACUCAGAUCGACGAACUGCUGAAGAAUCAGAAAUAAGAACGAUAUUUUGGGUUCAACCAUAUCGCCACCGCUGCACAUCCGAGCUAUCAAAUCAUUUUAUGAAAUCUUAAUUUAUCCUGUUUUCCAUCCUGUCACGUAUUUAACCUGGGUUUGGAUGAGUAAAUUCUCUAUGAAGAAUAGAGAACAGUCAGGAUUCAAUGGUUCUGAUGUAACUCUUAGGGGACUUUUCACUCAGUUUGACAUGUAUCAAAGAUUAGAAGAGGCUUUUUGCACUUUAGAACAUGCUCCCUGUUUUCUUCAUGAUCAGAGGUUCUUCAUAAAUUAUAAUAUGUACAGAUAUAAUUAUGUUGCUUUCUCCGCUUGGUCACAAAUGUUUCUGUGGGAAUCUUCUAGGCAAGAUUAAUAUGUGAAGAAAUAAACAUAUAUUCAGGUGGUGGUUGGUUCUUUCAGU